GAACCCUCGGCGAGAUUCAGUCUUUGAUGCUCGGGUCUCUAAUGCGUAUAAAUACAUCAAACUACACUGCAUUAAGCUAUCAGUUGCGCAGUAGCUUCUCAUCAAGUCACAUUAAAUCUAAUUUCAGAUAGAAAAAUGUUCAAAAUCAUCGCUUUGGUUGCCUGCUUGGCCGUCGUUGUCUCCGCCCAGUAUUACGGAGAAGAUCACGGUCACCACAAGGAGGAACAUCAUGCCCAUCCCAAGUACAAGUUCGAAUACGGUGUCAAGGAUGCCCACACCGGAGAUCACAAAUCUCAUUGGGAAAUUCGUGACGGAGAUGUUGUGAAGGGUCAGUACACCCUUACGGAGGCCGAUGGUAGUGAACGCAUCGUGGACUACAAGGCUGACGACCACAACGGUUUCGAGGCUGUGGUGAAGAACGUAGGACAUGGCCACCAUUAGGAGGACAGUGGAAGAAAUUCGUAUUAAUGUGGGAACAGUAAAAAUGCGCGCUCGAGAGUACCAAAACCAAUAUGAUUGGAACAUUUGCUUCUGUAACGAAUGUGAUAUUCUAGUUGUUGUUAAAUGUAUGAAUGAAAGUUAUUGAUGUAAUUCAACCAAA
Molecule: messenger RNA, 601 nt
Organism: Aedes aegypti (yellow fever mosquito)
Lineage: Eukaryota; Metazoa; Arthropoda; Insecta; Diptera; Culicidae
Product: cuticle protein 8
Exons: 2
Coding region: 136-441 (101 amino acids)
Cellular component (GO): extracellular matrix
Source: RefSeq, a predicted model, not a curated record